This is a messenger RNA of Grus americana (Whooping crane), 2249 nucleotides long. It is a transcript of the gene RHOD, whose product is annotated as ras homolog family member D. Gene Ontology annotation, molecular function: GTPase activity; GTP binding. The record is from RefSeq and is a predicted model, not a curated record. Gene Ontology annotation, biological process: cell migration; small GTPase-mediated signal transduction. NCBI's taxonomy places the organism in Eukaryota, Metazoa, Chordata, Aves, Gruiformes, Gruidae. The transcript is spliced from 4 exons. Bases 747 to 1727 code for a protein of 326 amino acids.
GUUGCUACCCGUCCCCGCCAGCGUGUCGGGGUCACCGGGAAAAGAUCACGGGGUGGGGGCUGGCCGUGCCAGCCCGGUCCCACUGAGCUGGGUGCCAGGGAUAGGGCUUCCCGGCAGGGCAUGGCUCGGCACGGCACGGCAGGGCUGGGCGCAGCACAGCACAUCAUCACCUGGUGUGACGGAAGGGGAUGUGGCACUGGCGGGGCGGGGGGGACGGAGCUGUGAGUCACCCCCCUCUUUCCCCGUGCCUCCCUCCGCCCUGGACUUUGCCUUCCAUGGAUGCUUGGGGCAAUAAAACCCGGACUCCGGUGGGGCCGGAGCGUCGGGGAGGGCCCCCACCCGCAGCAGGCACUCAACGGUCAGGGGGCACACGCGUGUGUUUGUACGCACGAGGAUGGGAGUGUGUGGGUGUGCGUAGGAGGGAGCUGUGAGAGUGCGAGGGGGAGCUGUGCAAGCAUGCGUGUGUGUAUGUGUGCAUGUAGAUGUGUGCAAGAGAACCUGCGUGGAUGUGUGCAAGGAGGAGCCGGGUGUGCAAACAGGUGUGGGUGUGUGUGCAAAGGAGCCGCACAUGUGGGAUGGAGUCACAUGUGCGUCUGUGUGGGCAACAGGCAGCUGUGCAUGUGUGCGAGCAGGCGUGAGAGGGAGCGUUGCACACGCGUGCGGGAGGCAGAGGUGAGCAGCGUGUGCCACGCGUGCAUCCGAACCCACCCGCAGAAGGGUCCCGGGCGCGCACAGGGAGCAACCCCAUGCGUGUGCAAGGCGCCGUGUGCGUGAAAGAACGCCCGUGGGCACCCUGCCCGCCUGCCUGCGCUGCCCCGGCCGCCACCACCGGCACGGUCCCAGCCCUGACCGGCGCCGCGGGCGGGUCCGGCGGGCGGGGGCCGCACCCUGGGCCAGGCAGGUGCCUCCUGUCACCCUGUCCCCGUCACCGCCGAGGCCAGGCAGGCUCCGUGGCCCCGCCGGCCGCCCCCAUGCAGCAGGAGUGUGGGGGACAGAGCCCGGGACCCCCCGAGGAUGAGGUCAAGGCCGUCAUCGUCGGGGAUGGCGGCUGCGGGAAGACGUCUCUGCUGAUGGCCUUCACCAGGAGGGACUUCCUCAAGGCCUACACCCCCACCGUGUUCGAGAAGUACACGGCCUCCCUCCAGGUCGGCAGCAAACCGGUGAAGAUCCACCUCUGGGACACUGCAGGACAGGAAGACUAUGACAGGCUUCGCCCGCUGUCCUACUCCAACACCAACGUUGUCCUCAUCUGCUUUGAUGUCACCAGCCCCAACAGCUACGACAACAUCCUAACGAAGUGGUACCCGGAGGUGAACCACUUCUGCAAGGGCAUCCCGGUGCUGCUGGUGGGCUGCAAGACCGACCUGCGGCAGGACCAGGAGGUGCUGCACAAGCUGCAGGAGGGACGCCUGGAGCCCAUCUCCUACCGGCAGGCAAGUGCCACCCCCCCCCCCCGCGAUGGGCCGGGGAUGCCCCCCAGCACGGGGCGGUGGGGGAGCCAUGGCCCACAGGGGGGUCCUGACCCCACGGCUUCCCGCAGGGAGAGGCCAUGGCCCGGCAGAUCCACGCCGUGUCCUACUUGGAGUGCUCGGCCAGGUACCAGGAGAACAUCGGGGACAUCUUCACGGCGGCCUGCAGCGCAGCCUUCAGUGCCACCCACCGGCGCCGGCGCCGGAGGCAACGCAAGAGGGGCUGCGUGCUCUGCUGAGCCCCCCACCCCGACAUAGCCCCUGGAACCUGCUGCUGUCCCCCGGGCUCGGCACAACGCCUCCGCUCCCGCCUGCCGCCAGACCUCCUCUGCCACCACCAGACCUCUGCUGCCACCGCUGCCACGCGCCUGUGUCGUCCCCCCCGCAAGCCGGCCCUGCGGGGAUGGCGCUGCGCUCGCCGUGGGGUGCCAGCAGGAAAGCAAGAAACUGUCCCACCAGGGAACCCCGCGUCCAAGCAUCCUCUGCCAGUCUGCCUGCACCCAGCCCCGCGGGCAGAGGGGGUAUGGGGGCACAGAACUGCUUUUUUUUGGGGGGGGGGGUUGUCCCCCUUCCUGCUGACAGGCCGGCGAGGGAGGGGUGACACGGGGUGACUUUGAUGCAGUUCUGCCAUUAAAGCUCAACGCUCCUCAGCGCGGCACGGUCCCUGCGGGCAGGGGCAGCCCCGGCACGGCGCGGGGGAGACGGGGUGCUGCCAUGGACCCUCUGCGGCCGGGCAGCCUCUGGGAGCGAGCCCCCUCCUGCUUUCUGCCUGGGGUGCGC